GAACAAGAUAUCGUCGUAAUCCAGGAACCCUGUAUUGACUUUCUAGGUAACACAAAGGCAACACCGGACUGGAACGUUAUAUACCCCUCGAAUAGAUAUACUAAUCCCAACAGACCAUGCACAAUCACCCUCAUCAACAAACGACUCAAUGCCAACAACUGGCGACAACUCCCAUUCCCCUCAUCAGACGUAGUGAUAAUCCAGCUCAGCGGACCCUUCGGCAAACUCACUAUCAUCAAUAUGUAC
Molecule: messenger RNA, 246 nt
Organism: Suillus plorans
Lineage: Eukaryota; Fungi; Basidiomycota; Agaricomycetes; Boletales; Suillaceae
Exons: 1
Source: RefSeq, a predicted model, not a curated record